AUGCUAGGGUUCGCGAUUCUCAUAUUGGCAGUGACAGCAAAAAUAUCUGCGAGAGAUACGUCAUGCGCAAACAUUUCGUCUUCAUACCAGUCAUGGGUCGCUCAAGGAGGCACUGGCACCUUUGCGGGCAUUGCGGGAAGUACAGCAUAUGACUGUUUACAAUCAAUGCCUUUCCAUCCACCAUUAGCCUUGCAGUUUUUAGAGGAAUAUGGAAAGUAUCUCCAAUUUCACUCAACCAUUAACGUAUUAAAACAUGCUCCGAGUAGCUAUCUCUCGCCACGUAUUAAUCUUCUUGAUCAGAUUCAGAAUAUUAAGAAAAAAGUUAAAAAAGGGGUUUAUACAUCCCAGUUUGACUUCGACUGGGAUUUAAGUAGAUCAAUCUCUAAGGCUAACGAUGGUCACCUUGCAUUAUCGCUCUGUUCCCAGCGCAUUAUGCACUUUGAGCAUGAAUUACCUCUCGUCUCUAUCUCUGAAGAUGGAUUAGAGCUUCCAAACAUCUAUACUUUUCAUGAUGCUAAGCUGAAGCUGGAUGGUUUCACUCAAAUUUCACCAGUUAUAGACAUCAACGAAGUCGACGCUCCAUACUUUUUAGAGGCCAGUUAUGCCAUCAGGCUUGGAUACCAAGAUCCAGAUGCUCGAUAUAAUCAUUUGUUUGUGUCUCCCUCAGCAAACUUCUCCGGCAAAUACUCCGGUGGAACAUGGACAUCCUUACUAGGUUUAUGGCCCGGGGCUUCGCAUCGUCUUCGAUUUGCUAAUGGAACAUCACUUAAUAUUGAGACUACGGCGUCUUGGCCAAGUUCAAACGGUCCCAUGAACUUCUCUGAUGGAGACUCGCUAUUCAAAGCUGCAUGUUUACCACCUCUACACACGGUUCCCGCCUUUGGAUCUUUUGAAGGUACCUACGGCAUCUCUUCACAGUUUGAGGCUCCCCCAAGUGGCACUUCAGAGUAUCCAGAACCGAUCAUUCGCGAGCAACAUGAUAGUGUCCGUGGUUAUUAUUUGGAUAAUACCAGCUGUGAAGAUAUUGCAGUCCUUCAGGUACCCAACUUUCGUGUUGGCCAAAAGGCUGCCGACUUCGCCGCAGUCGUGGCUCAGUUUGUGACACAAGCUGCAGCAGACGGUAAGAAGAGGCUCAUACUGGACAUGUCAAGUAAUCUUGGCGGAAAUGUUGCAACAGGGUUCAAUCUUUUUCGGGUUUUAUUCCCGAACAAGCCGAUUUAUUCAGCAACUAGAUUCCGCGCGACAGAACUCAUCGACUUCAUGGGCCGGAUUUUCUCAGAGACAUACAAGACAGAAAAUGCCUCGCUGGAUCUCCCAUUUGUCGGGCCACUUGCGGUACACGUUAAUGGGACGGGCAAGAUUGGCUCUUGGAAGGACGUUUACGGUCCACACGAACUCCUUAGUGAUCAAAUGUCUAGUUUAUACGGCGUCUUUGAUUUGAAUAUCGGCUCUACCGCCAAUGAUCCCAUCAAUGGCUACGGCGGUAUUACAUUGUUUCCAGAGAAGCAACUGUUUAGUGCAGAAAACAUUAUCUUGCUGACGGACGGCAAAUGUGCAUCUACGUGCUCCAUUGUAGCCAAUCUUCUCAAAGCACAAGGCGUGAGAAGUAUCGUCUUUGGGGGAAGGCCUCGUUACGGGCCGAUGCAGACCGUUGGAGGUGUUAGGGGAGCCCAAUACUGGGAUUUGGAGACCAUCAGUGAGUACGUUGAGCGGGCGCGUGAUAUAGCCCUCACAGCUCUGGCAUCGGGUUCUCCAAUCCUCUCAUCUACGGAAAUACAAAUGUUUGAGGAACUUGCGCCUCUUCCACCGGAGAAAUUUCCACUCCGCCUUGAUACAUACGAGCAAAGCGGCAUCAAUAUCCGUAACGCCUAUGAACCAGGAGAUGACUCGACGCCGCUCCAGUUUUUGUAUGAUCCGGCUGACUGUCGUCUAUUUUUCACGGCUGAGAAUUAUAUCGACCCUGCGACAACAUGGAUUGCAGCCGCAAAUGCCAUGUUUCUAAACGGUUCUUGUCUGGAGGAAGCAUCGCUAGGCGCGCCUGAAGGAUUGAACAUAACCGCGACAAAGACAAAAUGA
Molecule: messenger RNA, 2076 nt
Organism: Talaromyces rugulosus
Lineage: Eukaryota; Fungi; Ascomycota; Eurotiomycetes; Eurotiales; Trichocomaceae
Exons: 5
Coding region: 1-2076 (691 amino acids)
Biological process (GO): proteolysis
Molecular function (GO): serine-type peptidase activity
Source: RefSeq, a predicted model, not a curated record